Meloidogyne enterolobii is the source of this 1475-nucleotide messenger RNA. The record is from the annotation of a GenBank genome assembly. Lineage: Eukaryota; Metazoa; Nematoda; Chromadorea; Rhabditida; Meloidogynidae.
UUUUAAUUAACGUUUUAUUAUUUUCGUCUUCUGGUGUUUAUAUUUUUAUUAUUGUUUCAUUUCCUUCAGAUAACAAUAGAAAAACGAAUUCUAUGACUUUUAAUAAACUUGUCUUGGAUGGGAAACGUGCAAUUAACGACUCGUCUAAAGACGUGAUUAAACAUGGAAUUUUAUUGUUGGAACGGGCGCUUCUCAUCGGUUCCGAGGAUCAACAAAUAAUUGCUGAUAUCAAUCUUCAAUUAGGGAAUGCUUAUUUUUCUCUACACGAUUUUGAACAAGCAAAGAAUUUCUUCAUAAACGAUUUGACUUUUUCUAAGCAAUCAAAAAAUGAAGAGAAGGAGGCCGAAGCAUAUUCUAAUUUAUCUGUAGCUUACGCAAUGCUCCUUGACUUUGAUAGUUCAAUUUUUUGUGCGGGAAGAGCUAUUAUUCUAGGAGCAAGAUUAAAUGAUGAUAUUCUCAAAGGCCGUGGAUAUUAUAAUUGUGGCUUUGCCUAUUUACAAGAUGCAUUGACUUGUUCUGAGGCUGACAACUCGGAUGCAAAUGCUCAUUUGUAUAAUCAAUAUAUUACAGAGCAACUUCAAAAAUCUGUUUUUUCUUUAAAAGAAUAUUUGUCAAUUAUGGAAAGACAGCAAGAUAAAAAAAUUAGUGGCCUUGCUCUUGGAAAUCUUGCGAAUGCUUAUUUUUGCUUGUCUGAAUAUAAUAAGUCAAUUGAUUGCCUUGAAAAGAGAUUGGCAAUAGCUCGUGAAUUGGAUGAUAAGUCAGCUAUUGGUAUGACUUUGAUAAAUAUUGCAAAAGCUUAUAGUAAGCUUGGAAAUCAUGAACUUGCAGAGAGAAAUUUGCUUGCCGCCCAAAGAAUUUCAAAAGGACCUGAUUUUCCCGAGGAUCAAAGGCCGAAAAUUGAAGUUGAAUUGGAGAAUGUAAAUAAACCUUUAGAUGAAAAAAGGACAAUUGAUGAUUCAUUAUCGCUUUCAAGUAAGCGAUCACCUUCUAGUAGAGCUAGCAGCCAUAGGCGCAAAUCAAUUUUUAAAAAUUGGAAGAGUGUAACGAAUUUAGACUCACUUGUUUCGAGGAAGGCAAAAAAACGUUUUUUGCAAAACAAAGUUUCAACCGACCUCGGGGACGCAGAAAAUGACGGAGAAUUCAUGAUGUGUCUUAUUGAGCGGUCUAACAAACAACUUGAUGAUCAACGUGUUUGCCCAGAGAAGAUUACCAUCCCUUUAAAUUUUGAUGAUCAAAGUUUAAAUUCUGACUUUGCAUCAUCCAGCGGUAACAGCCGACGUCUUUCAUUGCCACGACAUACAUUGGCUAGUAUGAAGAGUGGCGCCAUCAAAAGUGUGACUAAUAUACCUAGAUUCUUUUCUGGAAAAAAUACAAAACGAUUUUCGAAGAAAGGGAAUGUUUCUGAUGAUGCCAGUUCAUCAAAGGGAGGUAGCUUGACUAGCCGAAUUUUAAAAAUGGAGGUUAAAGAUGACUAA